AUGAUAGGAAUUGGUACAGAUAAUGCUUCUGUGAUGGUGGGAGUAAAUAAUGGUCUCGUCGAAAUACUCAAGAAAGAACAUGGCUUAAAACAUUUGAUAUUGAUUCGCUGCGUUUGUCAUUCUCUACAGCUUGCGGUUUCACACGCCUCCGUAAAUACUUUACCUAGAAACAUAGAGUUUCUUGUACGGGAAACCUACAAUUGGUUCUCUAUUUCGCCUAAAAGACAAGAAGAAUAUAAAAAGGUUUAUGAGACUAUAAAUUAUGGUAAACAGCCGCUAAAAAUUUUGAAAGUCUGUGCAACCCGUUGGCUCUCAAUUGAACCAGCUGUUUGUAGGAUUCUGGAGCAGUGGGAAGAACUAAAGCUACAUUUUUCAUUUGCAAUGGGUAAUGAUAAUUGCUACACAGCUGAUCUUUCGUACAGAAUGUAUUGUGAUGACUCAAAUCAACUUUACAUGCUUUAUCUUAAACAAACUUUAAAAGACGUACAAAUAGCACUAAAAGCAUUUGAAGGGGAAGACAAUGAUCCCACAAAACUAUUAGAUACUCUCGUCUUUCUCAUGCAGUCACUUGGAAAAAACAUAGUUUUUCCUACAUUUGAUUUGUUGACAACACCAGUUCCAAACGAAUGUAUGUACGCGAAUCCGCACCUUGGCUAUACGUUUGAACAGAAAAUGUUGGAGUCAAGUUUGUCUCAAGAAAAUAAAAGUUAUUUAAAAAAGAGAUGCAUCGAUUUUAGUCUGAAACUCAUAAAGCAGAUUCAGCAAAGACUACCAAGCAAUGUCACUAUCCUGAAAAAAAUGUCAAUGUUAAAUGUUGAAGAAACAUUAAAAGUGAAUAAAACUAAUGCAUUAGCCGAUGUAGCCAAAGAAUUAGGUUUUAGUAACGAGUUUAUAGACGGUAUGCUGCAAGAAUGGCAUAAUAUUAACUUUAUAAAGUGGAACAACACUACUAACACUGUUCGAUUUUGGAUUAAGGUUUUGCAGUAUAAAAAUGCCGUAGGAGAAAAUCCUUUUUCUUUGAUUUCACAAUUGGCAAUCACUAUUUUAAUACUACCACACUCAAACGCUGAAGUCGAGAGAGUCUUCAGUUCUAUGAAUAUAAUAAAAACAAAACAACGCAAUAGAUUGUCGUUAAAAACUAUUAAUGCGUUGAUCCUGUUGAGAGAUCAGUUAAAAAAACAAAAUAAAAAUUGUGCAUCUUUUGAAAUACCGUCGGAAGUGCUGCAGCUUAUUGGAACGAACAAAAGCUAUUCCUUUGCAACAACAAAAAACGUUGAACUGCAACAUCCGCUUUUGAGCGACGUUCAACCCUCUACUUCUGCUGCGGCUGUAUUAGAUGAGCAUGAGACUGAAGAAUUAUUUGACUUAUUAAGUGACGAUGAUGAAUAUAACUGA
This is a messenger RNA of Parnassius mnemosyne (clouded apollo), 1395 nucleotides long. Lineage: Eukaryota; Metazoa; Arthropoda; Insecta; Lepidoptera; Papilionidae. The record is from the annotation of a GenBank genome assembly.